Pistacia vera is the source of this 3635-nucleotide messenger RNA. RefSeq names its product cyclin-dependent kinase G-2. The transcript has 9 exons. NCBI's taxonomy places the organism in Eukaryota, Viridiplantae, Streptophyta, Magnoliopsida, Sapindales, Anacardiaceae. The coding region runs from base 381 to 2669 and encodes 762 amino acids. The record is from RefSeq and is a predicted model, not a curated record. Gene Ontology annotation, molecular function: ATP binding; cyclin-dependent protein serine/threonine kinase activity. Gene Ontology annotation, biological process: protein phosphorylation; regulation of mitotic cell cycle. Gene Ontology annotation, cellular component: nucleus.
ACAUCGAACGUUCUCUUUGUAUGAGAGAUCAAGAUUUUAUGUCUUUCAGUUUUUUCAAUUUCUAGGGCUUUUACUCUUCGUUUCGCUCUUCGAUUUCUAGGGUUUUCACUUUCGAUUUCGCAUUAUAUAGCCGAAUUUCGAGUGAGCACCGCUGAAAUUGAGUGUUUUCGAUUGAUUUGUAUUUCUUCUUUGUAUUGAUUCCAUGUUUGAUUUCGUAUUAUCUUUAGAUCUGAAAUUCAUUUGGAUUAGGGUUUGAAUUUGUGUUCUUCUAAAUGUUUGAAAAAGAAAAAAAAUUGAAUUGAUCGUAUACUAGGAUCAGGGUUUUACUAGGAAGAAUUAAGGGGAUUCGAAUUGCUAUUAGUGCUUUUACUCAAGUAUAUAUGGCGGCUGGGAGACAUGGGGGUUACCGUGACAACGAAUUCAGAGACCGAGAGGCUGAUUUUGAAGUGUCAAGGCGUGAAUAUGCUUAUUCAAAGGAGGAAUAUGACUAUGAGCGGAUUAGGAGUAGUAAACAUGAAAACAACGAUCGGGGUCGAGUUCGUUAUAUGAGUGACAGGGUUAGACAAAAGGAUAUCAAGGAGAGGGAAGUGAUCACAAAUGGUGGCUAUCGCUCCUCAUCUAGUAGGAGUGAUUCAGGUAGUAGUGGUGGUGGUCGUAAUAGUCGUGGUCCUAAGCCAAAGGAGUUUUCAGUUAAGGCUAUUGAUAGGGAGCCUGGUGAAUUGUCAAGUGAAAGUGGGUCUGAGGAUGCAACUGAAAUUGAGUCCAUAUCAAAAGGUAAGGAUAGUGAAGUUUCCAAGGUGGUAGAGAAUGGGAUUCAAUCUCCUUUGGAGAGAAAAAGGAAAUUUUCUCCCAUAGUGUGGGACAGAGAUGAUAAUAAUGUAGGUAAAAGUAGGAAUUCACCUGUUGUGACGGCUCUUCCCCCUCCACCACCUUUACCCAAGACAUAUCGCAAAUCACCUAAUGUAGUUCCAGAGGGAGGUGUACAUGUAUCUCCCCCGAAGAGUAGGAAAAACCAGAAUUUGCAGUCUGUUUCACCAAUCAACCCUCCUGUGGUAUCUAGGUCAGUUGAAUACAGUACUUCUGAGUCUCCAGUUGGGUUGUCUUCUUCACCAUCAAAGGAGCAACAAUGGGAUAAUGUUCAGGAAUUUGAGCAUUUAGAUGAUGAAGACUAUGUACCAACCCGGAAUAUAUCCUCUUCGAGAUGGGCUGCUGGAAACAGUUCUCCUGUUGAUGAAGGUGAAAUUUUAGAAGAUGAAGAAGUUCCUAAAAGGAGGAAAAAAAUGCCUCUUUCAGAGUCUUUGCAAACCAGAUUAAGGAACAAAUCCAUUAGUCCUGAGCUUGUGGAGCUUAAGAGAACAGGGUCUGAAAGGGCUAGAUCCAGGUCAUCUGAAUCUGAUGAACAAGGCAGCCGUGCUAGGUCUUUGAGUGGGGAUGGUUAUCAUGGUAAUGAUUCAGAGAAGGAUGAUUACAUGGAGAUUGAUGAGGAACGAAACCAUGCUGAUAUUAGUGUUAGUGGGUCUGAUGCAAAUUCAGAUGAUGAAACUGAUUCUCGUGAGACUCCAGAACCUGCAGCACCUCCUCAAAGAAGUAUAAAUAUGCUUCAGGGAUGUAGAAGUGUUGAUGAGUUUGAGAGGCUAAACAAGAUAGAUGAAGGCACUUAUGGUGUUGUAUAUAGAGCUAAAGAUAAGAAGACGGGGGAAAUUGUAGCCUUGAAGAAGGUAAAGAUGGAAAAGGAAAGAGAAGGUUUUCCGUUGACUUCUCUGAGGGAAAUAAACAUCCUUCUUUCUUUUCAUCAUCCAUCAAUUGUGGAUGUUAAAGAAGUUGUGGUAGGGAGUAACUUGGAUAGCAUUUUUAUGGUGAUGGAAUAUAUGGAACAUGAUCUAAAAGGACUGAUGGAGGCAAUGAAGCAACCAUUCAGUCAGAGUGAAGUGAAAUGCCUCAUGCUCCAGCUAUUGGAGGGUGUCAAGUAUCUUCAUGAUAAUUGGGUGCUUCAUAGAGAUUUGAAGACAUCAAACCUGCUUUUGAAUAAUAGGGGUGAGUUGAAGAUCUGUGACUUUGGUUUGGCCCGUCAAUAUGGGAGCCCCUUGAAACCGUAUACUCAUUUGGUUGUUACUCUUUGGUACAGGGCACCGGAACUUCUAUUGGGAGGAAAACAAUAUUCAACUGCAAUUGACAUGUGGUCAUUGGGUUGUAUAAUGGCUGAAAUGUUGUCUAAGGAGCCACUGUUCAAUGGCAAAACUGAAUUUGAUCAACUUGACAAGAUUUUCAGAAUCCUUGGCACACCAAAUGAGACAAUUUGGCCUGGAUUUUCAAAGCUGCCUGGUGUGAAGGUCAACUUUGUCAAGCAUCAGUAUAACCUGCUGCGUAAGAAAUUCCCAGCAACAUCUUUCACUGGAUCACCAGUUCUAUCUGAUGCUGGGUUUGACUUGUUGAACAAACUCUUAACCUAUGAUCCUGAGAAGCGAAUAACAGCUGAUGCUGCUCUUAAUCAUGAUUGGUUCCGUGAAGUUCCUCUUCCUAAGUCCAAAGAUUUUAUGCCUACCUUUCCUGCUCAACAUGCUCAAGACAGGCGUAUGCGAAGAGUUAUGAAGAGUCCUGAUCCUUUAGAAGAGCAGCGUAGAAAGGAGCUGCAACAAGGGGAGCUAGGGACAGGUGGUUUGUUUGGCUAAUAGAAUUGAAUUAAUUUGCCAACUGUGUCAAAGAUCCCGUGCUUUAAGUUUUCAAAGUAGUUUGCAAAUGCCCACAGUUGAGGUGAGGGACAUGCAUUCAACAGAAGUUGCGAACAUUGCUUGUCAGACGAUCAUUCAUGCUGUUUUUUAGCAGGCAACUGUGGUGAUUUGGGUGGAGAAUUAUUUGCCUCCUACCUGUCAACAAGAUUUCUUGCAGGUUAACUUUGUCCUCCGGCUCUGGGAAUCAUGUAGAAAUGCAUCUGUGACACUGCUUGCACGCAAGGUGUGGCAUAACAGUUUUUCUUCUUUAAAAUAUCAGUUUCAGCUCGAACUUGUGUAUGUAACAUAUUCUUAUUGGUACAUUGUAAACGAUUAUCUUGAAAUAUGGUUUUAAAUUAGAAAAUUAUGGAAUUUACUACCGACCAUCAUUUCUAUCAUUUUUAAUAUUCACAUUGUGUUUGCAAGAGACGGUUGGUGUGAAGUGGAGGGAACGUUGUUAGCUUUUCAUUGACGAACAAAUUGACAGUAACCAUUGUGCUUUGAAGUCUCAAAGCAAGCAGGUUGAGGAGGUUACCUGUAUUCUCUGGAUUUUAUAGAACUUCCAAUUAAUUGUUCCUUCAGGCUCACUAGAGUAUAUCCAUGUAGGCCCUUGCGAACAAGACCGUGGAGUUGCUUGGAGUGACAAUUUUUAGGCAUGGCUGGAAGAAUGGGUUGCUUGGAGAUGGAAAACCAUGAAGCGUCCACUUCCCAUUCACGAAAUCCAUGACCUGAGAGGUGAUUAAGCGGCACUAAAACGAGUAACUUGUUAUGUUGAAUCAAACAGAUAUUGAGAGGUGCAUGUUAUCCCAUGAUCCCAUCAACACAAUCUUGAUUCCCUACCCACUAGUUUAUUCCAGAGAGAGAUGGGCUUCUUUCUCUGAAACCCGUAAAUUCAUUCUGCCUCAAUAUAAUUUUGGUUAUCGUCCA